Messenger RNA from Mastomys coucha (southern multimammate mouse), 673 nucleotides. RefSeq names its product retinoic acid early-inducible protein 1-epsilon-like. Gene Ontology annotation, biological process: antigen processing and presentation of endogenous peptide antigen via MHC class Ib; positive regulation of T cell mediated cytotoxicity; immune response. The record is from RefSeq and is a predicted model, not a curated record. NCBI's taxonomy places the organism in Eukaryota, Metazoa, Chordata, Mammalia, Rodentia, Muridae. Gene Ontology annotation, cellular component: external side of plasma membrane.
AUGGCCAAGACAGCAGCCACCAAGCACAAUAAUUCUCUAAUUCAAAGGCUUUCAAUUCUACUGAGCUGUGGAUAUGCCAUGCUACUGGCUGAUGAACACUCUCUUAGUUGCAACUUGACCAUCAAGUCUCCUACCUCAGCAGAACAUCUCUGGUGUGAAGGACAGUGCUCAGUAGAUGGAAUGUCUUUCCUUCAUUUUAAUAAUGUAAACAAGACCACGCCUUCGGGUAACCAGGGCAAGAUGGCAAAUGCCACUGAACUGCAGAUGUGUUUGACCCAACAUUUGACAGCUUUGGGCCAGGAGUUAAGGGACAAGGUGUCUAACAUCAAAGAGGACAUUCAGAAGACCAGUGGUUACCCCCAUUUACAGGCCACCAUGCUUUGUCAGCAAAGCCAGAAACAAAUCAUUAGCGCCCGCUGGCUAUUCAACAUCAGUGAAAAGUACUUCUUCAUCUUGGACAUGAAUAUGAGCUGGAGACCGACUAAUGAUGUAAUAGGAGAUAUCAUGAAUGAAUGGAAAUAUGAUAGGAAUUUAAUGAAACAUCUUAACUUCUCCAUAGCAGAAUGCAGUCAGAAACUCAAUGAAUUCUUAAAGCAGCACAAGGAAAAGCCAAGAUCAACAUCAAUAUCACCCCCCAAUAUCACCCAACCUACAUCAACUACACAGCUUCCAA